Molecule: messenger RNA, 2062 nt
Organism: Miniopterus natalensis
Lineage: Eukaryota; Metazoa; Chordata; Mammalia; Chiroptera; Miniopteridae
Source: RefSeq, a predicted model, not a curated record
GGCUUGCACGUGUCGUUAGGGCUAAAGACGCCGCCUGGAGCCGGGCCUCGGCGGCGUCCGGGGCGUAGCUGUCACCUCCUCGGGGCUCGGAGAGUGUAGUCGCGGCUGCAACAUGCCUCACAGGAAGAAAAAGCCCUUUAUAGAAAAGAAGAAAGCUGUGUCUUUCCACCUGGUCCAUCGGAGCCAACGAGAUCCUUUAGCAGCAGAUGAGACUGCACCCCAGAGGGUUCUGUUGCCUACACAGAAAAUAAAUGAUGAAGAGAGACGCGCAGAACAGAGGAAGUAUGGAGUAUUCUUUGAUGACAACUAUGACUACCUGCAGCACCUGAAGGAACCAUCUGGGCCCUCGGAGCUUAUUCCCACAAGUACCGUCAGUGUACCCAACAGGAGAAGUGAAAAUGAAGAAACGUCAAUAAUUUCAACCACUGGAAUUAAGUUGCCUUCAUCAGUGUUUGCAUCAGAGUUUGAGGAAGAUGUCGGAUUGUUAAAUAAAGCGGCUCCUGUUUCAGGGCCUCGGCUGGAUUUUGAUCCUGACAUUGUCGCAGCUCUUGAUGAUGAUUUUGACUUUGAUGAUCCAGCUAAUCUACUUGAAGAUGAUUUUAUUCUUCAGGCCAAUAAGCCAACAGAAGAAGAGGGAAUGGAUGUAUGGAAAGCUGAGGCUGAAGAUGGCAGUGAGUGGGAAGAUACGGACGAUGAGGUCGGAGGCAGUGGUGACAAUGACUAUGGCUCUGCAGGCUCGUUCUCAGAUGAGGGAGUGUCUGCCCCUGGGAAGCCUCCGGGGUCCCUAGAACACCACUUGUUCUGGGAAGAGGAGACAAAAAGUCGCUUUACUGAGUAUUCUAUGACAUCCUCAGUCAUGAGGAGAAAUGAACAGCUGACCCUACAUGAUGAAAGGUUUGAGAAGUUUUAUGAACAAUAUGAUGAUGAUGAAAUUGGAGCUCUGGAUAAUGCUGAAUUGGAAGGUUCCAUUCAAAUAGACAGCAGUCGCUUAGAGGAAGUUGUGAAUGACUACUAUAAAGAGAAAGCAGAGAAUUGUGUAAAACUGAGUACUCUUGAAUCCUGCGAGGAUCAGGACCAGCCCGUGAAUGAACUUGAUGGGUCUGAGGAGGAAGAGGUGGUUACUGUAGUUCUUGAAGACGUCAGAGAAAAGUGGGAUUGCGAAUCCAUUUGCAGUAAGUGUUUUAGUGUCCAUUUUACUGCUGUGAAGUACAUCAGCAUUUUGAAAAAGUAUGUAUGUUGUGGAAAUAAUUGGGGAAAAGAAAUAUUUCUAAGUUAUAAACAAUAUAAAAACAUUUGUAAGAGAGACUCCAGUAUUCAUUUGAACUGUGAAAGCACUAAACCUGGAAAUAUAGUAGGAACUCGGCAAUGUUUUGCUGAACUGGAAGUAUACUUAGUAAUACAUGACUUUUUUUUUUUAGGUACAUAUUCAAAUUUGUAUAACCAUCCACAGCUUAUCAAGUAUGAACCAAAGCCCAAACAAAUCCGAAUAUCUGCUAAGACAGGAAUACCUCUCCAUGUCUUGCCUCAGAAAGGCUUCACCGCAAAGCAAGUUGAACGAAUGCAGAUGAUCAAUGAUGGUGAUCUGCCCAAGGUGUCAACCCAGCCACGCUCUAAAAAUGAAAGCAAAGAAGAUAAACGAGCAAGAAAGCAAGCUGUAAAGGAAGAGCGCAAGGAACGGAGAGUAGAGAAGAAAGCUAACAAAUUAGCCUUCAAACUGGAGAAAAGAAGGCAGGAAAAGGAGCUGCUGAACCUGAAGAGGAAUGUCGAGGGUCUGAAGCUGUGACGGUGGGACAUUUGGGUGAGGUGCACUCCCCUUGGGGUUGCUCGUUGCAUUCAUGGGUGAACAAGCAUCUUCAGCGAGACCAGACUGAUCUGCCAUUUUUCCUGGCUGGUGUUGAAAAGAAAACAGCACACUAUUUGUAUUUAUACCAUACCAGCAAGUUUGUAAAUACUGUAAUGUUUUUAAAUUUAAUAUGAUAAGCUUAGGUUUGUUCUGAAAUAAAUGAUUUCAUGAAUGUGAAAUGUUUGGAUAAAUUAAAUAAAAAUGUCUUCAUAAUUUAAA